UCAAGCUUUUCCGCCUCCGCCGCCGGAAGUUAUUGCGUGCGUCGUGACGCCUCCACCAACACAAGCCCGCCCGCUUCAAACAUGGAGGCGGUGGCUCCACGUGUGUCCGCGCUGUCGGUCUACAAGACUUUCCUCCAGUCGCCAGGGCGGCCGCCGAGCCCAACACGCCGCGUGGCUAUCUCAAUCGGACCCCGAGGCCGCCAGAAGCGCCCCAGUAAGAAGAAAGCAGGAGCCGGGGGUAUGCAGGGGGCAGCAGAGGCAAAGAAGCAGAGGCUGGGUUUGAAGCCUGCGUCGCCCUUGCGGGGAAAGAAGAACAAAAAGGUGAUGGGACUUCAAUUCCCAGAAGCCCCAGCCAGUUUGUCCGGCAGCCAGGAACUCUGGGAAAUGAAGUCCAAAACACCCGAAGGGGCAGGGCUUGAGAAUGACAAGGAAUGCUCCCUGAGGCGGAAGAAGCGUGUGAGGUUUCAACUCCCAGAAGCUUCAGCAAGGCAGGAAUUCUGGGAAAUGAAGUCCAAAAAAUCAGGGGAAGUGCUUAAGCGGCAUAAAAGAAACCCCUUAAGGCGGAAGAAGGGCUUAGGACUUCAACGCCCAGAAGUCCCAGCCAGCCUGGCCAAUGGCAAAGCAUGCUGGGAAAUGAAGUCCAAAAAAUCUGAAGGGGAAACGCUGGAGAAGUGCAAGGGAUGGUCAUUGAGGCGCCUCCUCAAGGACUUGGAGAAGGUCCCUCACAGCCGCAAGCAGGCCGGCAAGCUUUUUGAGUGGGUCCUGGCUCCCAUUCCCCCUCAGGACUUCUUUGACCAAUAUUGGGAGAAGAAGCCCCUCCUGAUCCAGAGGCACAACCCAAGAUAUUAUCGAGAACUGUUCUCCACCGCUGAAUUCGAUGCCAUCCUUCGUGACCAGGAUGUCCAGUUCGGCGUCAACUUGGACGUGACCAGCUACCAGGAUGGGAAGCGGGAGACGCACAACCCGGUGGGCAGGGCUCUGCCGGCAGUCGUCUGGGACUUCUACCAGAACGGAUGCUCCCUCCGGAUGCUGAACCCACAGGCCUUCUCCUCCACCGUCUGGCAUUUCCUCUCCAUCCUCCAGGAGCUGUUCAGCAGCAUGGUGGGAGCCAACACUUACUUGACCCCGGCUGGGACGCAGGGAUUUGCCCCUCAUUACGAUGACAUUGAAGCUUUUGUGAUCCAGCUGGAAGGGAAGAAGCAUUGGAGGGUGUACAGCCCCAGGAGGGAGGCCGAAGCGUUGCCUCCGUUUUCCAGUCGCAACUUCGACCAGAUGGAGAUUGGAGAGCCCAUUCUGGAAACAGUGUUAGAAGCCGGGGAUAUGUUAUAUUUCCCACGUGGGUUCAUCCAUCAAGGCGAUUGCCUCCCCGACGCACAUUCGCUCCAUAUAACAGUUUCCUCCUACCAGCGAAAUAGCUGGGGGGACCUGCUGGAAAAGCUCCUCCCUGCAGCAUUACAGAUGGCCAUCGAAGAAGAUGUGGAAUAUCGCCAAGGGCUGCCUAUGGAUUACCUGGAAUACAUGGGAGUCCUAAACUCGGAUCGUGUUGAUCCACGCCGAGCUUCCUUUAUGCAAAAGAUCAGUCGGUUGAUAACAAAACUAACAGAUUAUGCUCCAGUUGAUGCUGCCGUAGACCAAAAAGCAAAGUGCUUUCUUCACGAUUGCCUUCCUCCAGUGCUGACUGAGAGUGAAAAGGCGUUAAGCGUAUAUGGUCACCCAGCACGGUGGGAAGAUGGAAAUGUUCGAAAUGCUGAUGUCCAGGUCAAGGGAACGACACGGAUACGGCUGCUUCGGCAUGGGAUUGUCAGACUGUGCAAUGAAGGAGAUGCUGUUCUGCUGUAUUACACAACUGAAAAUUCAAGGGUGUACCACAAGGAGGAGCCCAAGUCCUGUGAAAUAGAACCCGAAUAUGCAGAGAGCAUUGAAUUCUUGCUAUCCUCAUAUCCCAAGUUUGUCAGUGUGGAAGCGCUUCCUUGUGCUACUCUGGAUGACAAGAUUGCCUUGGCCUCUGUUUUAUUUGAGAAAGGACUACUGACUACUAAGAGCCCUCUACUGUCUGCUUGAUGUGCUAUAGAUGAUAAGAAAAGUUAGAGCAUUUUUCUCCUAUACUUACUAGUAGAUUUAAGAUACUCAUCCAAAUCUUUGAGAAGCUCCUGCGUGGCAACUGAGUUUGAUCUGGAGAAACAAAUGUAAACUUCGUUUCAAAAAAAAAGAAAUACUGUAACACCACCUGCACAUUAAACAUUGGUCAUUAUUUUUGUAUUUGAGUUGCAGGCCAAAAUAAGCCACUGAUGAAUUUCAUAUUAAUAAAGCUUAUAAUACAUUUUAGACUAUUUAUACAGCAGGCCCUUAGUCUCUGCUGGGCUUUGGUUCCAGGACCCUCUGUGGAUACCAAAUCUGUACAUGUUGAAAUCCCAUUAUAUACAAUGGCAUAGUAAAAUGUCCCUUUCUCUUCUAUAAAAUUGCGAAA
This is a messenger RNA of Anolis sagrei ordinatus, 2467 nucleotides long. It is a transcript of the gene RIOX1, whose product is annotated as ribosomal oxygenase 1. NCBI's taxonomy places the organism in Eukaryota, Metazoa, Chordata, Lepidosauria, Squamata, Anolidae. The record is from RefSeq and is a predicted model, not a curated record.